Physella acuta is the source of this 5701-nucleotide messenger RNA. RefSeq names its product dentin sialophosphoprotein-like. NCBI's taxonomy places the organism in Eukaryota, Metazoa, Mollusca, Gastropoda, Physidae. The record is from RefSeq and is a predicted model, not a curated record.
UUGGUGCACGGCCAUUCAUGGUUGCCGUGUGUUAUUCUACCACCUUAUCUUGAUACUGGAGUGUGUGUAACGACUUCACUGAGGUCAGUUGGGUGUGUUCAUAUAGAAUCACCUCUGUGUGAGUUCUCGUGCAUUCUACGGCCGUGAUAAUGCACCUAUGAAUAAGAAUUUAUCUGGCCACAGGACUUGCAUUCUAAAAGUUCCAGCAAAAAUUAUUUCAGACUUUUAAUUUGGAAUUUUCUAGCUCGAUCCUAGAAAGAAAAUCUAAGUCAACCCCCUACAGAUUGAAGCAGGGCUGAAGUGUAAUCAUAUCGUGUCUAUGCGAUAUCGACGAGUGUAGAAUCGCUGUGAGGACAGUAUCGAUUACUAGUCUUGGAGUGUAGAGGAACACUGUGAAGAAAGUAUCGAUUACUAGUCUUGGAGUGUAGAGGAAGAACGGCACCGGGCGCCAGACAUGGGGAAUCUAUGCUCGUCAGGGGCGGAGAGAUCGGAGAAGAAGGAAGAUGCACAACUUCCGGACAAACCCCGGGACGGGGAGGACGAGGCGCUGCUGCCCAAGGGGGAAGCGGAAGUGGGACCUGACGGGGUUCAAGUGUCGGUCACCGGUGGAGUGGGUGGAGUUGGUGGAUUGCUGGAUGGCGUUGUGAAGUCGGGUGAAACUGUCGCGGCUGAUGUGUCUAAGUCAGCCGAGCAAGAAACCAGCCAGCUGGUGUCCCACAGCCAGAGCGCCUUCACCAAGGUCGUUCAGGGCGGGAAGGACAGCGCCGAGAAGGGUGUAGCUGACGUCACGGCCAGUGCCAGUACUGCUGCUGCUGACGUGUCAAACAACGCCCAGACUGUCAUCACUGACACGAUGACCAGUUCUAAAAACGUGGCGGAAGAAGCGGUGUCUAGCGUGAAAGUGGCAGUUGAAGAGACUGCGGCUAAAGCUGUUGAUGGAGCGCAGCAGAAAGCUAACGAAGCCGUGGAGAAGGUCGAGGCUAAGGUGGAGGAAGUUGUUGAACAAGGGAAGCAAAAACUGGAAUCCGUCGCUGCCUCGGCUACUUCCGGGUUGUCGUCUGCCGUCAGUGGAGCUGUUAGCAGUGCUGAAACUGCUAAACAGGACGUUGAAACCUCUGUAGCCGAGACGACAAAGUCUGCUGGUGACAGUGUAGAAAGUGCUGCAGCCACUACCCAAGCUGCUGUAGUUAGCUCGGUGUCACAAGUUGAGGAAGUGAAAGCUGAAGCUGAGACCCUGGGUACGUCUGCUGCUGCUAACCUCGAGUCUGCCAAGAACGACGUCACAAGUCUGGAAGAAGAUUUCAGUCAGUCGAUGACGGAUAGUCUAGACUUCGCGUCUUCAGAGAGCAGCAAGGCGGAGAAAGGUCUGGCAGAGCAGAUCCUGGAACAAUUUGAUGAGGCCAAGGCUUCUGCCACUCUGGCUGCUCAAGAUGCCAAACAGGCUGCCGUGGAAUCUGUCCAACAGUCAACAACAUCCGCUGCUGAAACUGUAGAACAGGCAACAACAACCGCUGCUGAAGCUGUUGGGAACAAACUCGCUGAAGCAGCGUCUAGUGUUGGUGGAUGGGCACAAGAUCAAGUUGCGGCCGGACAGGAAGUGACGUCACAAGCUGUCGAAGAUGCUGAUCAACGUGUUGAGUCCACUGUUGAAGCUGUUGACGCCGCCGUGAGUGAAGCGUCAUCCGGCGUCCAGGUGUUGAAAGAUGAAGCGUCACAAGCGGUUGUUGCUGCCGUCGAUGCCACCGCCUCCACUGCUGACGACAUCGAGCAGGUGACCGAUGACACAACCCAGGUCGUCGCUGAUGCCGGAAGUCUUGCCACUGACAACAUCCAGCUGGCACCAGAACCCACAGAGCCCGUAGCAGCUGGGCUGGAGACACUUGCUUCUGAAGUUUUGGUAGCAGGCGCUGAACUUGCCCAAGAUGAAGUAGUGAAGGCAGCAGAAGAAUUGUCUGAAGCCCCAGCGACCAAGGUAGAGGACCAACCAAAACCAGAGGCUGAGCAAAACUUCUUGGACAAAGCCAAAUCACUUCUCGAGGCUCACAGAAACUCUAUCGACGAAUCCAAGGCUGUCAUUGAAGCAAGUAAAAGUGUUAGUGUGGAGAGCCAAGAUAGCUUUGAGGCACAGGAAGCAGCUCUAGCCCAGGAAGAGGUGCCUGAAAGCCUCAGCAGUCCAGCAGCAGACGCCAGUCUGGAAUCAGCAGACGACGAGCAGAAAGAAAGCCUGAGUGCGUCUUUAGAUCUGGACGCUGCCCAGGAGGCCACCGCCAGGGAUUUUGUGGAGUCGAUCAUCGAGAAGGCCACGAGCUUGGUCUCUGAGUCUAUGGGCCUCCAGGAGGAACCGAGCGAGGCGUCGAGUUCCUCAGAGGUCAGCGUGGAGCGAGGGGAAGAAACUCUGGCACCCAAGAAGAGGGGAGUGAUGUUUGCCUCACCCCAGAGGUCUGAGCAGUCCUCCUCAUCUCUGUCCUCCCCCCAGGAGCUCUCUCCCCCAGCCCAAGAAUCUGACACCUCCCCUCAGGAGUUCUCUCCCCCACCCCCCCAGGAGUCAGAUAUCUCCCCCUGCACCGACAGCUCCAGUAGCAGCAUUUCACAGGGUGACCUUGUCGACAAGGACGAGCUUCUGACCCCGCCAACCUUGACCUUCCCUGUAGACAACAGCGUGCACGAGAACAACAACAACAACAACAUCGCCAACAACAACGCCGAGGACGACGACGAGUCCAUCCAGCGGGUCGCCAUGGAGGUCACGGCCAAGGCCGUUCAGGACGCCAUUAAAAUCGUCACAGAGAACGGCACGGGAUCUGUCCUCAACAGCCAGUCCGCCCUCAGCAACGACCUUGGCAUCAGCUCGCCCUCCAGCCAGGAGAACGAGGAGGAGGAAAUGACCACCACCGACUCCAGCCAAGUGGAACGGGGCAGCCCAGUGUCAGACAUCACGGACACAUCUGCCCAGGGCAGCGUGUCCGAGUCACUGUCCAGCUACGACCCUGGGGCUGUGUUUCGCCAAGACGUCGCCAACCUAGCCGACCUCGCGACCUCACCUGUCGACUUUGGCGUGCCCGAGGCUCCAGACAGUGCCAGCCUGCCUUCCAACGGUGCCAUCAACGUGGAGGACCUCAUCAGCCCCGAGGACAGCCUGUCUUCCCCCGUCAACACCCCCACCCCCAACAAUGACUCGAGCUUCGACUCCUACCCCACCCCUAGCAACCCAGUAAACAAUGACGUCCAUUGUAACUCGGACGACAACCUCCCCCAGCCCCCUCCCUUCUCCGAAGUGCCUUCCUCCCUGUCGUUCGACGAUGACGUCACCUCCCCCUCCCCUUGCAAACCAACGAUCAUCAUCAACUCCCCAGAUAGUGCCCACCACACCAACGGAUCAACCGAAGACCUAUCAGCAUCACAAACUGAAGCGUUGAUCUAAAACUGUUUAUCAUCACAUUAUAGACUAUCAUUCUAUAUUUAUCAUGGACUCCUAUGGACUCUCUUGUGUAUGUUCUCUAGAGAUCCGAGUCGUAAGAAUCUAAAGCUCCACACUACAGUAGCAUCUCUCUACCACACUACAGUCGCAUCUCUCUACCACACUACAGUCGCAUCUCUCUAGUCACUCACACAGGAACCACCACACCUGCACACACCUACAAGGAUCGAGUCACCUGACAGUCGCGUGUGCUGCCAGACACAAGUUCCAGAACUCUACAAGUGCAAUAUGACAUUAGCCAGAUGAUAACAGCGCCACUAGCUACAAGAACUAGGAACUUUUUUUCUGUGGACUAUUUAUAAACCAAAUGUAUUGCCACACCCUUCAUGUAAUGGUGUUUGUCACAAGUUCGACGAACUGUCACACUUUUUUCACGUGUCAUUUUAUACAGACAUUUUUUUCUAGGUUGUUUAAAUUACCAUAAUAAAUUGUCAAUUAUUUUUCAAGCAUGCGUUAACUGGACUGUUUCAUGUGUCUAGCAUACUUUGACUGGACUGUUCGCCUGUGUUAAGCAAGCAUUGACUGGACUGUUUGUGUCUAGCAUACAUUGACUGGACUGUUUACCUGCUAGACUGUUUAACAUACCUACCAAUAAUACUCAGCAUUGAGCUACAAGAAAAGUGUGACUUCUGGCACUUUCAGGAGUGUUGACGUUGUAUCUUAUUCAUACCGGUACUGUUUGAACGUAUGCAACACCAUUAUUUCCUCCCUAGAUUUGAACCAAACCAUCUCUCUUACCUCCCAUCUUACCAUCCAGCUAACAUAAUGCAUACUGCUACUAUCAUCAGCUAACAUAACAUUUACUGCUACUUUCAUUUUUCUCGGUCAUUGCGCUUUUUCUUCGGUAUUGCCAAUGUUGAGUAAAUAUUGAUUUUUAUCAAAGCAUUAGAACGCGUUAGGAGUGAUUGAUUUUUACAAAAAAAACAUAAGGCGCUAUUUAAAAGUGUCAAUGUAGUGCAUAUUCCCAUAGGCUAGCUAGGACAAAUGCAGAAAAUUAUAUAGAGCGUGUUAGGUGUCAGCUAGUUUUAAACAACAAUCUUUGGUUAAAAUUGAUUUGAAUGUAUCGAUGAGAGUCUCUUCACAUUGAUUGGCAUCUGGAUGACAUUACAUCUUUAAAAAGUUCUGCUUUUUUAAUUAAUGAAAUCAAUUUUUUAAGCGAGUUUGAAACUUAAGUAGAGUAGGUAAAGUAGAUCAGUAGGUCACACCCUUGAAUUCACUCAUCUUUUCCGUGUAAACCUAGAUACACCACUGUUUCUAGAACCUGAGUUAUGCUAGUAGCGAAUUACCCCACUGGAAAUACAGAAGCAAACAGUAGCAUACUGACAAAGUCUGAACAAACUAAUCUAGCAGAGUGGGACACUAAUCGGAAAUUAAACGAAAAACAACAACCAUUUUUUUUUUCGUGGGAUUGAACGUGCUGGUUUUUUAUCGACCCGAGUUAAUAAAGUUUUGUUUCUUGGCCUCGUUCUGAAAUGUCAGUCUGAUUGUUGUUAUUGUUUUGUUUUUUAUUGCGUGGUGGACAAAUGCUGAGGUCGUUUGUACAGAGGGAACAUGUCAGAUAGGGAACUUGUCAUACAGGGAACACAGGGAACUUGUCAUACAGGGAACUUUACAGGGAACUUAUCAUACAGUGAACACUAGGAACUUGUCAUACAGGGAACUUGUCAUACACGGAACUUGUCGUGUACAGGGAACUUGUUACAUAGGGAACUCACACCGGGAACAUACCAUACGUGUUUUCAAUGGAACCUAUUACCCAAUCUAGUGUUGACAUUGUUACAUAGGGAACCGUAACUUGCAGGGAACCCACUUGUACCGGGAACCUGUUAUAGAACCUGUUAUAGAAACUCUUAUAAAAAAAAGUUUUGACAAUAACCCUAGGUUUGUGUUUACAUUCUAUGGUACAUGAUGCGUAUGUAAUUUUUGUUUUCACUCUUACAUAUGUAUGUAUGUGUUUAAUUUAUGUCAGCUGCGUAUGUCUACUUUAUAAUAUGUACAUAGUUAUUAUGUUGAUUUCACUACUAAAUUACCUAGCGCACUAAUUAAACCGGCUAAUCUCUAUAAUAAUAGUUUCGCUGUCUGUCAAGAACGCUCUGUCUGACAAGAACGCUCUAGAGAAAACACAAGCAAAAUAAAAACAUGCACAGUAAUUCGAAAAACGAAAUAUGACGUCGACACAUUUAGCGUAGAGUAGAACAUAAUCUCAAACCAGAGAGUGCACAC